This is a messenger RNA of Pogonomyrmex barbatus (red harvester ant), 861 nucleotides long. Its product is annotated as coiled-coil domain-containing protein 86. Gene Ontology annotation, cellular component: nucleolus. Lineage: Eukaryota; Metazoa; Arthropoda; Insecta; Hymenoptera; Formicidae. The record is from RefSeq and is a predicted model, not a curated record.
AGACAUCAGACAAUUCAUCAGACAUACAAUUAUGUACAAACUAUUGUGAUAAAGGAGAUCGUCUAACAAAGACUAAAUUAAAGAUAAAAAUAGAGAUGACACAAGUUAAUAAAUCAAGAAUAAUUUUUUUUUACUUUAAUAUUUGACAUUUUCGGGUACCGGUAAUGCAGUUGGCGAUGAUUGUGUUUCGUUUAUCAUCCGCAUCUUUGCGCUUCUGUAGCCACAUGUUGGAUUCUAACCUCUGAAAGAAAAGAACUGUUUAUAUGCCGGAAUAAUUUAAGAGCUAUAUUUUGUUAAUAUUUUCAAAAGAUGACGACUAAUGAAAACGCAACGUGUAUGGAAGAUAUAUUAAACGGCAAUGCAGCACCGACACAAAAUAAAGAUAUAUCAAAAUCGCCUGAACUUGAGAAACGCGAGAAACAAUAUAUUCCACGAGGCAAACCAAAAUCUGGUAGGAUAUGGAAGGAAGAAAAAACGAAAUUUUCAUCUAUAAUUAAAACACGUGGAAUUCGACUCUCGUUCGCUAAGAAACAAAAAUUGAGAGAAGAUUUGAAACGUGUUAAAGAGAUGUCACGAGCGAUUAAGGCUGAAAAGCAGGCACAGAAGGAGGCUAAGAAGCAACGGAGGAGAGAAAACUUGAAGAGAGCAGAAGAGAAUAGAAAAAAGAGCGAAAUUGUGCAAGUUAUUACGAAUACUACAAAACUCAAAAGAAUGAAAAAGAAACAGUUAAGAAUGAUUGAGAAAAGAGACACAAUUAAAAAAUAACUUUAAAUAGAAAAUAGGAUAUAUAAAUAGAAAGGAAUGCAUAACAUUAUGUUAUUUGUUAAUCAUUUUUAAUAAAAAUGCUCUUUCAUUCAGCGU